AGCCCUUACUCGGAGGACGAUGAUAUGCUUGGAAUUGAGCCGCUCGAACUACAUUUUCCUUUCCAGCUGAACAAACAGAUGUCAUGCACCAUUCAGCUAACCAAUGAGACGGGAUCUUACAUUGCCUUCAACGUUGAACAUAUGAACCCCCUGUCAUACUGUGCACAGCCGCAGAAAGACAUUAUGCCACCAUGAUCCAAGUGUAAUGUCGAAAUAACAAUGCAAUCGCAGGCCAAGGCACCGAGAGAUCAUACCAGCGAAUUCACUGUAUGGAGCACCAAAGUGAAUGAUGGCCUUGCCAUUGAGGACAUGGAUAUAAUCAAGUUCAUUAAAGAAGCGGUCAACGUGGUUGAUGAGGUGAAUUUGGACGUGGUUUUUGAAGCAAGAAGCAAGAAGCAAGUGACAAUCCAACCUUUACUACAGAUUACAGAUUAUGCAGUCGGUGUGAUAUAUUGUGUGGAUGCACAUCAGACAGAGCCAUUGAUUAUAACCGGUCACCCAUUUGGUGAUGUUCAGAUUUGGAACUCUGACACGCAGGCAAGUUACCUCUACUGCUUCUUCUGCUAGUAUUUGGGAUAAGGAAAGAAAAUUACGGCAGCUUGCCGUUUGCAUCAGAAAGAUGCUCGUGGCCCAAGCAUUUAGUCCAUAAGUACAUAUACAAAUUCUGUUGAUUUCCAAAUAGCAGGAGAAGUCUAUGUUUGGUGAUGGUCGAUGGGAGGCGUACCAUAAUGUUGAACUUUUUGCCCACAGCCAAGAAAACACCACACCAUAUUGGAAAAUGUUUUGCCUACUUUUUUUCCGGUCAUAGUAUUCAAUUAAAUUACCAUGAUUAAAUGUAAAGGGUCAUCACCAAAAGCUCAAUUUUUGUUGGCAAAUAUACCAAUCUUUUCUUUACAUUGGACCAAUAAAUGACUCAUUUAUGUUUACUGGCAGAAAGUGGUCGCUUCGGUUAAG
Molecule: messenger RNA, 954 nt
Organism: Triticum dicoccoides
Lineage: Eukaryota; Viridiplantae; Streptophyta; Magnoliopsida; Poales; Poaceae
Exons: 4
Coding region: 220-567 (115 amino acids)
Source: RefSeq, a predicted model, not a curated record